Molecule: messenger RNA, 6627 nt
Organism: Daphnia pulex (common water flea)
Lineage: Eukaryota; Metazoa; Arthropoda; Branchiopoda; Diplostraca; Daphniidae
Gene: RhoGAP93B
Product: AT-rich interactive domain-containing protein 1B-like
Exons: 14
Coding region: 1191-5246 (1351 amino acids)
Biological process (GO): signal transduction
Cellular component (GO): cytoskeleton; cytoplasm
Molecular function (GO): GTPase activator activity; protein binding
Source: RefSeq, a predicted model, not a curated record
GUGGCGAUGAUCGGCCUAGGCUUUUCUUUCAUUUUUUUCGGCUGGUGUGUGUGACGCGUUCUCUCUCUCUCUUUGGGGGAUUAAAAGCACACACGGUCUGUCGGUCGUUCAGUCCGUCGGUGCUGGUGUUGAUAUCCUAAAGGGCGUCAACACUCUCUCAUGCUAGCACUCACUCUCUACUCAUCGACUAAACAAAAACCGUUGGGCCGCUGCCGCCGCCGUAUACCGGUGAGAAAUAACAACCCCGAAAACUGAAAAAAAAAGAGCUUCUAGUCGCGAUAAUAUUUGGAUUGCGCCGGAACCGUUUUCUUCUUCCCUUGGAAACCGUUCGAAAGGUGAUGGCAGAUUUUUUUUCCCCUUUAAAAAACAAGAAGAUUUAGAUAAAGAAAAGACACCAGCAUACACACACACGCAGUUACAACGAUGAAAAAAGGAGUUUUUUGUUUUGUUUUUCACGGGAUGAACAGCGACGACGACGACGCCCGCAUUUUGGGUUUCCGCGUCCCGUAUUCCCUCCCUCCGGGUCCCUCCUUCCCCUCUCAACGCAACUCCACCCCGAUGGAAAACCACGAAGAGAGACAUGCGGAUGAAAGACGGGAAAUCCUGCUGCUGCUGCUACUCGGAUCUUUCUCUCUGUGUGUGUGUAUUUUUUCGCUCCCCAUUUUUCGAUUAUUUUUCACGAGCUUACGCGAGCUCAUUCCCAAGUCUAGAUUUAUCACAUUAAAAAAAAGAAACGAUCAACUUGAGAAACGUCCCGCGGUCCGAAUAAUCGUGAACCGCUCGAGGUGCAAAAUCGCAGACCGUUCUUAUUUUUCUUUCUUUUUCUUCAAGUGUUGUUCCCUUGUUUUGGUUUCGAAAGAAAAGAAAGAAGAAGAAGAAAAACCGUGGUGUGUCUGUGUGUGUGUGUGUGGAGCCGAGUUGAGUUUGUGUCUUCAGUCGGUCGACCACCUCCCCAGCGAGCGGUCGCACUUAACUCCGGGAGGAUUUUUGAUUUUCCUAGUGUGUGUGUGUGUGGGUUGUCUGACGUAGGCCGCAGUGUUUUAGUUUCUUGUGUGUGUGGAUUGUUUCCCUAUUUGAUCGGCAAUGACAUCCUCAUCGUGAUAGAAACUCAUCAAUUAAUUCGAAAGAUUCCUUCGAUCGGUGGGAAUUUACAAUCAAUCACAAUAGCCCAACUACUACUAUUACUCAGAAUGGAGUGGGUGGAGAUCAUCGAGCCGAGGACCAAAGAACACAUGUACGCCAACUUGACGACCGGCGAAUGCGUCUGGGAUCCGCCGCCUGGCGUUUCAGUGAAACGGACGACGGACAACCAGUGGUGGGAGUUGUUCGACCACAAGACAUCGCGCUUCUAUUACUAUAACGCCGCCACCCAACGGACCGUCUGGCACAGGCCGCCCAACUGCGACAUCAUCCCGCUGGCCAAGUUACAGACGCUGAAGCAGAAUACUCAAGUCAAAUCGCCCAGCCAAGAUUCGGCCUCGUCAAAAGGGGGUGAUGAAUCUCUAUCGCCGUCUCAAAACGGCCCAUCAACCGAGAAUGUCCGGCCGGCAGCCAAAAAGGAAUCCGUUUCCACUCAGACCCCGUCACGUUCCGCUUUGAGCCGGAAUGAUCGCAAUGGAAGCACUGGCGGAAGCGGGACCAGGCGCAGUGUGGAAAAGCAUCACGAGUCUUCUCGGCCUUCUUCCGGCGGAGGAGGAUCGGUCAGCGCUAUGACCGGGACGGGGACUCAGACGUGCUCGACGUCACCUGUGGCCUCGCCACGCCCUCACCGGCGUCACCACCAUCACCACCACCAUCACAAUCACCACAAUCACCAGUGUGGAAGCACUUCGGGCAGCAUCAACAAGCACGGCCACUGUCAGCAUCCGCAGAGCGACGAGGAUGUGGACGAGGCUCACCUGGAGCCGCUGGCCCAGCUCUCGGCCCAGCAGCAGCAGCAGCAGCAGAGGAAGGUCCGUCGAGGCACCAGUCACGGCGGAUGGUACAACCGGCACGGCAAGUCUCAAGAUUCCGGACGAUCCAGCGAUUCCAGCACUCUCUCGCUCAGCAAACGCUCCGACAAGCUGGGCAGCAGCGCCGGAUCGGGUCCUCUGGGCGGAUCGUCGCUGACUUCGCCGCUCCGCGGGACUCCGUCGAGUGGGCGGAGGCCGACCCUGGAUCCUCCGCCCCUGGAGUUUGGCAUCGGCAGCACGGCCAGCACUCCGCUUUCCAGCCGGAAGAAGGGCAGUGGCGGCAGCAGCGGUGGCGGCGGAGUCGGCGGCGGAGGGAGCGGAAGCGGUGGCGGCGGAAUGGAAUUGUCUCGCCAGCGCAGCCUGGACUCUGAAACGAGUCCCGUGUCGGGAUUGAUGGGCUCGGCCGGCUUAUUGAUGGGCAGCAACAGCACCAGCACCACCCCGACGCCCGUCCGCAGCCACAAACCCAACGACCUCUUUUAUCGCGACGGAUCUCUUUCCAGGAGUUUGAGCUUCAUGCAACAACGACGACCUCAAACGGCUCGCGGCCAGGGUCCGCUAUUCGACUUGUGGUCGCCCCAGCGGGAGCACCAGCUCCUGUCGGGAGCCAACAGCGAGAGCGCUCCGGGAGUGGAUAGUCUGUGCACGCCCAUGAUCAAUCGCAAGCAGCGGUCGUUUGAAUCGGGCGGCAGCGGAGGGUCCACGGGCAAACCGGCCCGGGUCUACCACCACUCGCAGCUGGACUCGCCGAAAUUGCAGCACUUGUCGUCGUCGUCGUCCCAGCAGCAGCAGCAGCAGCAGCCGAGGCAGCAGAGGCCACUGGGCUCGUCGGCUUCGUUCCGGACGUCGUCGUCGACCGGAAGCGGCGGAAGGGAUCAUCCGCGCCAAUAUGGAGGCCCUGGCGGCAGCUUUGGGUCCGAUUCCAGUCCUAGUCCAAAACGGGAGAGCAAGGAGCAGCGGGACUCGCUGGGCCGCGUCCUCCGAUCCACCGACUCGUCACCUCACUCGGCCGGAGAUUCCGGAUUGGCAACGACGGGCAGUCGGGCCUCUCAGGACAGCCGGACCAAGACGAGUGCCGGCACCAAAUCAUCUCCUUCUUCCUCGUCUCCUUCGGCCCAGCUGGGAGCUUCGGCCAUGGGCAAUCUCUCCUCAUCUUCCCAGCCGUCGACUGCGUCCGCAAUGGCGGCCGAUGCCAACGGCAGCGCCGUGGAGGCGGCCGGCGGUCCCGUUUACGACCCGGUCCCGCUCUACUCCAACAUAGAUUACAAUUAUUACCUGGAUUCGAAAGCCCAGGCCCAUCUCUUGCCACUGCAGCAGUACAUCCUGGAACAGGCCAAAUUGUCCGGCUACCGAUUCGGAGACUCGUCGCCCAUCGCCGAGGACGGAGGCGGAGGAGUCGGCGGUGGCGGCGGUGGUGGGCGAACCGGCGCCGAUCACUUUCGAUCCGACGACGAGGAAGAGCACGACUCACUUCGUCACCGCCUACGGGUUCCCACUCAUCUCCAUCCGCCGGAACACGACGACAGCGAUGACUUUGCCGAUGAUGAAGGCAUGUCGAACGUGGAGGAUUCGUCGUCACUGGAAUACCUGGACGAAAGCCAAUACCUGGAAGAAGACGAUCACUACACCCAGUUCCUCUUGCCACCGGCUCCGCCGCACCGCCAGCAGUCAAAGACUUUGCUGCAUCACUUCGGCCCCGGGUCGGGGCCCAAUCCCAGCGGCUACACAGUCAGUGCGGAUGUGAUUGUCGAGCCGGAGUACACGGAAGCCGAUCCGGGCAUUUCCGGCGGCACUUACCGCAGCCUCCCCGACGGUCCUAUGGCUUCCGGCUCGGUGGUUUCUCCCAAUUCGUCGGCCCUGAUGCAUUCGGGUUCCACGUCCUCACUCCGCCCUCGCCCCAAAGAAUCCAUGAUGAUCCAUCCGUCGAGUUCGCUGUACUCGCCAGUCAUGGACCGAGCCGGGCCGUUCGCCAUGGAAGGAUUCCGUCAGUCAGUGGAUUCCGCCAUACCGGCACCUUCCAGCAAGACUAGUCCGUUGCAGCGAUCUUCGUCAACGCUUGGGCCCAACGGCAAGGGUCCCACCACUCCGACCGAGGGCGACAUUGAAAAGUACGCUCAGAGCCACCUCAACAUCCACAAGAAGGGCCUGUUCCGCAAGAAUUUGUCGAUCCGGGACAUGCUCAGCUGGUCCAAGGAUCCCAUCCGCAAGCCGAUGCUCCCGCUGGAAGACAAGACCCUGAAGAAGGAGGCCUGCGAUCUCUUCAAAUUAGUGCAGAUUUACAUGGGCGAUCGCAAGUGCAAGCCGGGCAUGACGUGCAACUCUGUGGCCCUGGAACUGUGCAAUCACGCCUGGAACAAGCCGGCCCUCCGUGACGAGCUCUAUUUGCAUGUCUGUCGUCAGACGACGGAGAAUCCUCGCAAGGAGAGUCUCAGACGCGGUUGGGAGCUGAUGGCCGUCUGCCUCUAUUUCUUCCCACCUUCGCCCAAGCUGGAGCCUUAUCUCGAUGGCUACAUCAACCGUCAUCGCGAUCCCGGUCUGAAUUUCACCGAAGUCGCCAAAUGGCCCAUUCACGUGCAAGUGUCUCAUUACGCCACGAUUAGUUGUCGACGGCUGAUGCGGAUCGGUGCUGCCGGACGACGCCACGAGCGCAAACCCACUUUAGAAGAAAUCGAGCAAGCCAGGUUGCAAAUUUUCCGGCCCAGCAUGUUUGGCAACACCCUGGAGGAGAUAAUGAUGGUCCAGCGCGAUCGCUUCCCUCAUCGCAAACUGCCCUGGAUCCAGACAACGUUAUCAGAAGAGAUCCUUCGACUCCAAGGCGCUCAAACCGAAGGCAUUUUUAGAGUUCCUGCAGAUGUAGACGAAGUCAAUAGCUUAAAGAAUCGAAUGGACCAAUGGGAAUUGUGUCCCGUUAGCGACGCUCACGUCCCGGCCUCUUUGCUGAAACUUUGGUACCGCGAACUUUACGAGAGUCUCAUCCCUGAUGAACUGUAUCAGGAUUGUGUUCAAUACUGUGCCGAUCCCGAGCGAGCCGUCGCCAUAGUUCACCGUCUGCCAGAAUUUCACCGACUGGUUCUAUCGUAUCUCAUCCGCUUCCUACAGAUCUUUUCGCAGACCGAAGUGUCUUCUGUGACCAAAAUGGACGCCAGCAACUUGGCCAUGGUGAUGGCACCCAACUGCCUCCGCUGCAACGCCUCCGAUCCUAAAGUCAUCUUUGACAACGCCCGCAAAGAGAUGGCGUUCAUCCGGACGUUGAUCCAGCACCUCGACACCUCUUUCAUGGAGGGCGUUGUUUGAAUCUUUGGAACUUUGUGCCGUGCUGGGAAAAGAAAAUGAAGAAACAACCCAAAAACUCAGCAACAAAUCCCCCCCCCCCCCCACAUGUAGCAUGAAGAUAUAUAGUCCUUCUUCUCUGUCUUUUUUCUGUUACUUUAACCCGGUAGUUAUCUCGACUUCAUUUUUUAAAUGAUUAGCCGCAUUUUUCUUCUCGUUUUUUUUCCUCCCCAUUUUUACAAAAAAACUUGCAGGUUCAAUUUUACGCAAUCUAAGUCAUUCGAUUUCAAAUGCAAACCACGAGGUCGCAAGCUCCGCCCCGAUUUUUUCAACACAGCUACAUCAAGAAUCUGAAGGCAGCUUUCUUUCGUUCACCUUUCGUGUGUUUGUGUUUUUACAAAAGAAACAAAGAAAAAAAGAAUUUUUACUUUUUUCAUAUGCGACGGUAAUAAUUUAGUAAUAAAGAUUUAAUAUAAAUAUCUCGAAGCUAGAAGAAGAAGGAAAAAAAAAGGAACCGAUUGCAGCUCUCGUUUGCAUUUUGUCUUGAGGAAGAAGGGAAAAAAAAGUAGACGAAAAAAAUUAAGAAAUGUCAUUUAAUUAAAUCCCCCUAAAGACAAAUCUAUUCACGAGAUAUGCCUCCAAAGUCAAUAGUUUUCGAUUGUAUAAACUCUUCUUAACAUCCUCAUUUGUUGGAUAUUUUUUUUCUUCUUCUUUUGUUUUAUUUUUUUAUUUUGUUUCGAUUAAAAUCAACUGAAAUUUUUGUGAAUUCCUCUGUGGUUCGUGCCGACGAUUCGAUUGGCCCAUACACUCACGCUUUUUUUUUCUUUUGAAUUAUCCAAAUUUUUGCAAUUUCACUCUUCAAUAACGUCUUGUUUCUCUCUUGUCAUCAAUUUUCUCAUCAACAAUAUGGGGCAGCGAUGUUUCGUGUUGGAAAACUUCGGCCACAUUAUUUUUAUCUGCUAGAAAAGAAAACCAACAAAAAUGGCGUUGACAAAGUUCAAUCGAAUAAAAAAAAUUAUUAUUUUUUAUUUUAUUUUUCUACCUUUUCAUUUGUGUUGUGUGUGUUUUUUCCCCCUUUAAAAAAAUUUCCAUGAAAAGAUUUUCAUCAAAUCCGCUCGGACAGCUUGCAAAUGUUCUUGCAUGUUCUUCCGCCUGUCUCAUCACAUUCAAAUCUCCAGUCCCCUCGGGCUGUCUAGCCAUCUUUAAUAUUCUCUCUUUUGCCUUCAAUAAUUUGAUGAUAUGUGCCCAUUUGAAAAACACUUUUUUUUUGUCUUCAUCUAUUUUCUUUUUUUGUUGUUGUUGUUUUCUUCACGAAACUGACACACACACACAUACACACUGAACCUUUUAUAUAUAUAAUCUAUUUCUCGUGCUUUUGUACUAUAUUAUACGGCCGCCAACUGAA